AUGGGAUUGGCUACUGUGCUUAUUGUUACCAUGGUGACAGACAUUGUUGGGAAUACACUGGUCAUCUCUUCAGUCCUGCGAAACAACAAACUUCGAAAUACUGGUAACAUCUUUGUUGUCAGCUUAGCUGUGGCUGAUCUUUUAAUGUCUGCAUACCCAUACCCUCUAUCUUUGCUUGCUAUGUUCCAUAAUGGAUGGAUAUUAGGAGUUACGCAUUGUAAGGCAAGUGGAUUUGUUUUGGGGUUGAGUGUUGUAGGAUCAGUGUUCAACAUUACUGCAAUCGCCAUCAACAGAUACUGUUUCAUCUGCCACAGCAAGCUAUAUGACAAACUGUACAACUUGAAGAAUACAUACGUCUGUGUUGGGCUGACAUGGCUUCUGGCCAUUGCUGCAGUUUUGCCAUCUCUCUGUAUUGAUGCACUCCAAUACGAUACGCGGAUAUACUGCUGCACUUUAGGACAGACUGUGAGCUCAACAUUCACUAUUGUCACUGUGACCAUUCAUUUUAUAGUUCCAAUAAUUAUUGUUGUAUUCUGCUAUGUAAGGAUUUGGGCCCUUGUGAUUGCUGUUAAAUAUCGUGUCAGACAAGACAGCAAACAAAAACUGAAACCACAUGAGAUACGCCAUUUCUUUUCAAUGUUUAUGGUAUUUGUAAUUUUUGCUGUUUGCUGGGGCCCCCUGAAUUUCACUGCUUUAGCAGUAGCUAUUAACCCUACAAAGGUAGCACCUAAUAUACCAGCUUGGUUCUUUUCUGUAACUUACUUCAUGGCCUACUUCAAUGGUUGCCUUAAUGGUCUCCUGUAUGGACUUCUGAACCAGAAUUUCCGAAAGGAAUAUGCAAGAAUAUUUAUGUCUGCCUGGAAUACAAGAAAGUGCAGUUACGGGAAACUGCAGUAUGUCGACUACGGAAAUGCCGAAUCUGCUAUCGUGGUCAUUCAGCUAUACACGCAUUUGAAUUACAUUGGUACUGACCGUCCAGGAACUUUUGUAUUGGCAAGUGUGCUUGUUGUUAUUAUAGUGCUGGAUGUUGUAGGAAACGUACUAGUGAUCCUGUCUGUGAUCAGAAAUAACAAACUAAGAAACACUGGUAAUGUUUUUGUCAUCAGUCUGUCAGUAGCUGACCUGCUAAUUGCAAUAUACUCUUACCCCAUGACCUUACGUGCUAUGUUCUAUGAUGAGUGGACUUUAGGCGAUGCUUACUGUUGGGCAAGCGGUUUCAUUCUGGCUAUGAGUGUUGUCGGUUCCGUCUUCAGCAUCACUGCAAUUGCUAUUAAUCGAUACUUCUAUAUCUGCCACAGCAAGAUAUACAGCAAACUAUACAACAUGAAAAACACAUGCUGCUGGCUUGGACUGACCUGGAUUCUAACCUUUGCAGCUGCUGUGCCUCAUUUCUUUUUCGACUCACUGCAGUAUGACCCACGUAUAUAUUCAUGUACUUUAGCACAGACUGUAAGCUCAGCAUUCACCAUCACUAUUGUAACUGUUCAUUUUAUUUUUCCAAUAAGUAUUGUUUUAUAUUGCUAUAUAAAAAUCUGGGCACUAGUGAUUAAAGUUAAAUAUCGAGUCAGACAAGACAGUAAACAAAAACUCAAAUCGCAUGAAUUACGUCACUUUUUUUCAAUGUUCAUGGUGUUUGUACUUUUUGCAAUUUGUUGGGGUCCAUUAAAUUUCAUUGGAUUAGCAGUUGCCAUUAACCCCAAGAAAAUUGGACCAAAUAUACCCAUUUGGCUAUUUUGUGUAACUUAUUACAUGGCUUACUUUAACAGUUGCCUGAAUGGUGUUCUAUAUGGGCUCCUUAAUCAAAAUUUUCGCAAGGAGUAUAUAAAAAUAUUUAUGUCAAUCUGGAUGCCAGGCCCUUACUUACAAGAAAACCUGCAUAAUCUGAACAAAAUGUUUGAUAACAUGAGCUUUAUUAAUUAUGGGAAUCAGCUUUAUAAUAACCAAAGCAGUACUCACCUGCAGCCGUUUGCCAUGGGGCUGGCCUCUGUAGUUAUUGUUACCGUAGUGCUGGACAUUGUUGGGAAUGUACUAGUUAUUGCUUCAGUGCUACAAAGCAACAAACUCCGAAAUACUGGUAAUGUCUUUGUUGUCAGCUUAGCUGUGGCUGAUCUCUUGGUAGCCGUAUACCCAUACCCUCUGUCCUUGCUUUCUAUGUUCCAUAAUGGCUGGAUAUUAGGAGACAUACAAUGUAAGGCAAGUGGAUUUGUUCUGGCGCUAAGCGUUGUGGAAUCAGUGUUCAAUAUUACAGCAAUCGCCAUUAACAGAUACUUUAUCUGUCACAGUGAGACAUAUGACAAAUUGUACAGCCUGAAAAAUACAUUUGGCUAUCUUGGGUUGACAUGGAUUCUGGCCAUUGCUGCAGUUUUGCCAUCUCUCUGUAUCGAUGCUUACCAGUAUGAUCCAAGAGUAUAUGUCUGUUCUUUAGGACAGACUGUGAGCUCCGUAUUCACCAUUGUCACUGUGACCAUCCAUUUUAUAAUUCCGAUAAUCAUUGUUGUAUUUUGCUAUGUAAGGAUUUGGGCUCUCAUAAUUGCUGUGAAAUAUCGUGUCAGACAAGACAAUAAACAGAAAUUGAAACCACACGAACUAAGACACUUCUUUGCAAUGUUUAUGGUUUUUGUGCUCUUUGCAUUUUGCUGGGGUCCUGCAAAUCUCACUGCUUUAGCAAUAACCAUUAACCCUACACAAGUGAUACCCAACAUACCAACUUGGUUGUUUUCUAUAACUUACUACAUGGCAUGUUUGAACUGUUUCAUUAAUGGAAUCCUCUAUGGACUGCUGAACCAGAAUUUCCGAAAGGAGUAUAUAAGAAUAUUUGUAUCUGUUUGUAGAAUAUUUUAUACAUGUAUCAUAAAAUAA
Messenger RNA from Protopterus annectens (West African lungfish), 2859 nucleotides. RefSeq lists its product as uncharacterized. The record is from RefSeq and is a predicted model, not a curated record. Gene Ontology annotation, biological process: G protein-coupled receptor signaling pathway. Gene Ontology annotation, molecular function: melatonin receptor activity. Lineage: Eukaryota; Metazoa; Chordata; Ceratodontiformes; Protopteridae. Gene Ontology annotation, cellular component: membrane.